GAUUCGUAUAGAAGUGGUGGCUGAGUACUGGUUGAUUUAAUUCAGUCAUCUUUGCGGAAUCAUUUGUUGUAGUUAUAUUUUUAAGUUCAUCAGUAACCGACAUGGGAAUAGUCAUUGUCAUUUCUCUACUGCUGGCAUGCGCCAGUGGUCAGCAAGAUGCAGGUGAUUUGUGCACGAUGAAGGAUGGCACGCAAGGAAUAUGCACAGAAUUACUCCAAUGCCCCGAAGUUGAUAAACAAUUGCAGGCUGGUACUCCACCGGAUACUCGCUGCGGAUGGGCUGGAUUUCUACCGAUUGUUUGUUGUCCACUGCUUCUUCCAGAAACCUCGACCAGACCAGUAACUGAAAAAAUUCCGAUGACGCCCCAAGCCACAUCUUCAACGUCAAGGCCUCGGGUCGACGGGAGCCCCGGGGAAACCGGUGUUGUCGCGCGUCAGAUGUGUGCUCAUUACGGGAAAUCAGUCUACGCUUUGGUGACUGCACCUACAUUGUCGGUCGAUCGAACACAGCUCAAUGUCAGUCUCUGCGCUAUUAAAUAUCAGAAACUAAUUGUCGGUGGAACUAAGGCAGAGCCCAAAGAGUUUCCACACAUGGCAGCGGUGGGAUUCAAUACUCAUGAUGGGAUCAAGUGGGGCUGUGGAGGCACCCUCGUGUCUGAUUUAUUUGUAUUGACUGCUGCACAUUGCACUUUUUCAUUGAAUGGAGGUCCUGCUGAGUGGAUCAGAGUCGGGGAUUUGGAUUUGAAAAGGGACGAUGACGAUGCAAAACCUCAGCAGCGUAAAGUAACUGAAAGGAUUCGUCAUCCAAAUUACAAAAGUUCAUCGCAUUAUCACGAUAUUGCCCUGUUACGUAUGGAUAGCCCAGUGACCUUCAAUGCCUGGGUGAGACCUGCUUGUCUACCGACUAUAAGCAGUGAACAACUCACCGAAAAAGCGAUUGCGACGGGCUGGGGAAAAGUCAAUUGGACUGAGGACGAUGGAUCCGAUAAACUCCUUAAGGUCACACUCCCCAUAAUGUCCCAAGGGCUUUGCAACCGUGUUGUCGUUGGAAAUGCCGUUCAUCCGAAGCUGAAGCAGGGGAUAGUCGGUGAUUGGCAAAUUUGUGCCGGAGAAGAGGGGAAAGACACCUGUCAGGGGGAUAGCGGGGGACCACUUGUUGUCUUCGAUCGUCACAAUGAAUGCAUGUAUGACGUCGCUGGUAUCACGAGUGUAGGUAUAUUAUGCGGAAGUAUUAUUCCAGGCAUUUACACCCGCGUACACCAUUACGUCUCAUGGCUCGAGAAGGAGAUUUGGGGAUAACCUAAAUCUAACUAACUCAUUCCAGUAGCCAAGUGGUAUGGUUAAAUAAGGUGACUUAUCACUGAGUCAAGUUUCGCGUCAUAUCUCUGAAUUUAAAAGAGAUAAAUUAUCUCGUUCUACUGUUUCGUUAUGGAUUUGGUGUUCCGUUGAUGUUUUGUAUUGUUCAGCUCGUUAUCUAUUUGUACAUCAUGAUGUCCUUUUUUUAUAACAAUUGAAUAAUGGUCUGGCAGAUAUUUAUAAAAAAUCAAGAUUGUAGAAGAGUUACUUCUUCAAAAUUAAAAUGAGAACAGGAAAUGAAUUCAAACAACGACAUAAAAAUUUUGUGAUAUCACAAUUUAAUUGUGUUUAAUUCAAUAAACGUCUGAUGCAAUGUUUA
This is a messenger RNA of Diachasmimorpha longicaudata, 1674 nucleotides long. RefSeq names its product serine protease snake-like. Gene Ontology annotation, biological process: proteolysis. Bases 102 to 1298 code for a protein of 398 amino acids. Gene Ontology annotation, molecular function: serine-type endopeptidase activity. Lineage: Eukaryota; Metazoa; Arthropoda; Insecta; Hymenoptera; Braconidae. The record is from RefSeq and is a predicted model, not a curated record. The transcript is spliced from 6 exons.